Molecule: messenger RNA, 3799 nt
Organism: Saccostrea echinata
Lineage: Eukaryota; Metazoa; Mollusca; Bivalvia; Ostreida; Ostreidae
Product: SPARC-related modular calcium-binding protein 1-like
Exons: 13
Coding region: 882-2651 (589 amino acids)
Biological process (GO): extracellular matrix organization
Cellular component (GO): basement membrane
Molecular function (GO): extracellular matrix binding; heparin binding; protein binding
Source: RefSeq, a predicted model, not a curated record
UGAAACGUUAUUGGUGAAUUACCAGACUAGCAAACUUGAUUACACCGUGGCCAUUACAAUUUGUUUUGAUGUAUGUUACGUGUGUCAAAGCUAUUAUCAAAUGAAUGUCGAGAUACGACUAGUCUUAUCUACGCUGGAAUCUCAGCUGUCAGUGUAUAACAUGCCUCAAAUCAUUCCGUAUUAAAAUAUGUUUUAAAAAAUCCGUCUUUUACUCUGAAGGGACAAACACUCAAAAUUUACAGAAGCGCGCAGACGACCAUUGUUUACUUACUGAGAAUCACCGGAUUUAAAAUAUUCUAAAUGAUUCUAACGAAUUAAUUAUCAUGAUUGAAUCGAGAUUCGGCGAGGAUUAAAAUUUCAGCGAGAGUUAAGGGGGUUUAAAGGAGAUCCGCGGCACACAGCUAAUCAGAUUGUGCUCCUUCGUUAUACCUCCUAAUGAUAGCUCACUUAACAAUAAUAUGCAAGUUGUAUGUAUAUAUGUAAAAACGUAUCGUAUAUCGUCGUAUUUUGAAAAUAAUUUUCAUUGUUGAUAUUCGCGAUUUGAUAUUGGGGUAUUUUUCAUCACGUGACCUCUGUUGGCUAUUUAAAUACUUGGAGAGAGUACACACAUGGGGACGAUCGGAUGAGGAGUUGAGAUGUUUGAUCACUCAUGACAUAUCGUUUUUUUAUUUUUAUUUAAAUAAAAUAUUCAGGUGCGCCUGGACCUGCAUCGUGUGGUGUUUAUAAAAAAAAAAUGUAAGGCGUGAGUAAGAAGAAUUCCAAACGAUGAGAACCUAGGGUUGGAUUAAAUUCAUUUCUGCGCGGAUCUGUGAUCUAGAAUUAGCAUGGAGGAAGAACGGACUUUCCAGAGGUACUUCUAAGGAUCCAAGUCUAAGCUUUAUAUGUUUAAGUUUGUGUUAAUUCCGUCAAGAAUGUACACAUUCUUCUGGAUUAUAACUUGUCUGGUUGUUUUUGUGACUAUGACCUCGGAAGGAGGGAAUCCCUCACUGUCUCGCUCCGAUAUUCAAGCCCAAGGAAAGAAUAUGUUUCGGGCCUUAAGUAAUUCCAGUUGUAAAAUUGACUGUUCUCGGAAGAAGAACAGACCUGUCUGUGGAUCUGAUGGGGUGACCUACAAACACCGGUGUGAACUCAAGCGUGCCAAAAGAUGUGACAAAAAGAAGAUCAAGGUCAAGCGGAAAGGACCCUGUUCACCCUCAGAAGCCGAUAGAACAAGCAGUAACUGCGUCCGAGAGAGGAACGAGGCGCUAGAAAUCGCCAGACGGCCGACGUUCGGGGUCUACAUCCCAGAAUGCAAGGAUGACGGUACGUACGCGGAGCGACAAUGCCAUGUAACAAGUGGUUUUUGUUGGUGUGUGACCCCUGACGGAAAACCAAUCGAGGGGACCCCGGUGCACGGGAGAGACCCGGCCUGUAGAGGGAAGAAACUGGGCAAAAAACGUAGACAGCCCCGGAGGGAGAGAGGUAAAAAAAAGAAAAAGAGGCGGAAGAGUUGUAAGACGGCUGACAAACAGAAAUUUAACCAGAAUAUUGUAAAGGUGUUCACUGAUGAAUAUAAAAGGGCAGUAACUGUGUCUGCGGCCGGUUCAUUGGACACAGAUAAAACAUUAGCACAGAAAGUGAUUGAGUGGAAAUUCGAUCAACUUGAUAAAAAUAAAGACAAUAUAUUGAAACGCAAAGAAACUAGGACUAUUAAAAGAAUGGUGCGGAAGUUAAUACAACCGAAGGCAUGCGCACGCAGAUUCCUUGAGUACUGCGAUUCCGAUCGGAAUCGAGUGAUCGUGCGGAAGGAAUGGUCUUUCUGUCUCACGACUAACGCUAACAGCAUUUCUCGUCGAAUUUUCUUCUCCCUGACGACAGACCAAACCUUGAAGACUCCAGACAAAGAAGAACCAGAUGCCUCAACAAAGGUCCGGCAGCCCAUCAUAGGCGAGGCCGGAAGUUCCCUGACUGGCCUCAAUCCGCAACAACCCAUCUUUGUCACCGAUUCUAGACCAGACACGGAAGUAGGCCUGAUACGAAAGAGUUGUUCUGAGGAACGAGCUUUCUCCCUCAGUCAACGGUCUGCGGAUCCAGAAGGGGGGAUCUACAUACCACAAUGUUCUACUGACGGCAAAUAUAACAUUGUCCAAUGUCAUAAAUAUUGCUGGUGUGUUGAUCGAGAAACAGGGAUGCCGCUUAAAGGAAUAAAAGCUAAAUUGGCCUCCAAAGGGCCUCCUCAGUGCAAUAUUACAACAGAGCGUGAAAUGCCUGGUUGUCCAUUCGUCAAGAAAGCAAGGUUUUUAACCAGUUUACUGAAUAUGUUUGUGUCAGAAAUGAAGAACGAUUCUACGGCUAGCUCAAGUCACACGAACAAUAACGAGUCUGAUUACGAGAGGGCUGCGAGAUGGAAGUUCAGGAGUCUUGAUAAAAAUAAAAACAUGAACUUGGACAGGAGAGAAGUGAAAAAAUUCCGCAAACUUAUACCAAAACAAAAAGACACUAGAAAGUGUAGCAGAAAUUUUCUUAGAUAUUGUGACGAAAAUACUAAUAAGAAAAUAACUUUAGAAGAAUGGUUAAGCUGUACAAAUUUGAGCGACUAUGGCUUAAUCGUUUCAGAGAGCCCACAAAGAAAAGGUAAAAAUCCUCUAAGAGAAUACUUAAAGCCAAGUUAACAUUGAAAUGUCACCCAAUCAAAUAAAAAAACAUUCUGAAGAGUGAAGUACUUCAGUGACGUCACUGCUUCAGUGGAAGCGUGAAUGCCCGGAUUGAGACAACAUAUUCCUCGCAAUGUUACGUCAUUGUUGACUAUGUAAAUCAUGUGAUCUCAGAAAGCCAACAAAAUUUGUGACAACCUGUGACGUCACCACAAUAGUUGAUGUUUGCAGCAAUGUCCAACUUAGUCCCAAGCAGAAGUAUUAGAUAGUAAAUUAUCAACUAAAUUAUCAACUCCAAUCAAUGUGUAUGAUUUGGUGAUAAUUUGUGUUCCUUGUUCUAUCCAUUUCAACAUAAAUGAUGUAUACAAUGUAUUUAUUACAUACUAGUGGCAUUGUUUUGAUUGUGGGUCUGGUUUUUGAAAUAUACUGGACAAUUCGUAAAAGUAACAUAGCGGGAAGUUCAUUGCCGUUUGUACUGUACACAAAUAAAAUUCGAGUAUAUUUAGGACUUCAAGAAUGAACAUUUUUUAGUAGAUUUUAAAUUAAUGUUCAAAACACAGACUAUCCCGAUAAUUUACAGGCAUUUUUAAAUAAUAUGUACAAGUAACAAUGCAAACAACUUUAAAAUUAUUGAAAAGCAAUGCCACUGGAUUAUGAACUGUAUAAUAUAGUUCACAGAAAUGGUUUUCUGAAAUGUUUUUUUGUAAAAACUUUAAAUUUAAAUUACACAAAGAAAUAUUUAUGAAAAUUUCUCAGUAGACUUCAAAUCAUGUUCACUUACUUAAUGAUCUUUUUUUACAGUUUGCCAAUCAUUAGACAAAUUAUUUAAUGUGUAAGAGAAAAUUGUUCACUUGUUUAUUUAUUAGAGUAUAUCUUUUGACAAUUAAGAUUCCAUUAAUAUUCAUCAAUCAAAACCUUGCAUUGUUUCUAUAGUUUUUAGUGACACAAAUAUCGAAUUUGGUCAGAAUACUUAAAGUGUAGGAUAUAGGAAGCAUUGUGUUAUUUGUUUGUCCAUGAACAUUGAAUUGUUACAUUAUUUGUAAAUUUUAAGCUGUAUCUCUUGAAGAUAAACAUUUUGUCAUAUGUACAUGCAUGUUUCUGAAUGGGAUUCAGAGUUGUUGUGUCAUAAAAUGUUCUUUAAUUUAAUUAAAAAAUAUUGACCAAGA